This is a messenger RNA of Psylliodes chrysocephalus, 1578 nucleotides long. The record is from the annotation of a GenBank genome assembly. NCBI's taxonomy places the organism in Eukaryota, Metazoa, Arthropoda, Insecta, Coleoptera, Chrysomelidae.
AUGCAAAAUCAUAUCAUUAGCAUCAAAAUGUGGAGUAAUGUAGAAAGAAAGAUAACUAUUCCCGAAUUUUAUCAAAAUAAAAAUGUGCUUAUAACAGGUGGCACGGGAUUUGUGGGAAAAUUAUUAGUGGAAAAAUUGCUAAGAUCAUGUAGUGGGAUUAACAAAAUUUAUGUCUUGAUAAGGCCUAAACAUGGAAAAAGUCCGCAAGAUAGAAUGAUUGAUGCUACUAAUGAUAUACUUUUUGAUACAAUACGAAAAGAAAAUAGUGAAGCUUUAAAUAAAAUAGUACCUAUUAGCGGUGAUAUCGAGAAAGUCAAUUUAGGACUUAGUGAAAAAGACAAAUCAACAAUAAUUGAAAACGUAACAAUAAUAUUUCACUCUGCAGCGUCUGUUCGUUUUGAUGAUUCCAUCAAAAAGGCGACUUUUAUAAACCUCAGAAGUGCCAGAGAAAUAACGUUAUUAGCAAGACAACUCAAAAAAAUAGACGUAUUUGUAAAUGUUUCGACUGCUUUUUCUAAUUGCGACAGAAUAAUUGUCGAAGAAAAAUUAUAUCCAGCUAAAAUGAACUGGAGGGAUCUAAUACGACUAGCUGAAGAAUGUGACGAAGCAACUCUACAACAUUUAAUGCAUAAGUUAAUUUAUCCGAUGCCAAAUACUUAUGUUUUUACAAAAUCUCUAGCGGAGCACGCAGUGGUGGAUCUAGCUAAAGAUAAAAUACCAGCUGUAAUAAUUCGACCCACUAUAGUUUGCUCAACUAUUUCUGAUCCGGUUCCUGGAUGGUUAGACAACAUAAAUGGUACCUCUGGUGUCCUUUAUGGCGUAGCAAAAGGUGUAAUCAGACCAAUGUGGACAGAAACAAAUGGAGAACUUAAUCACGUUUUCGCAGAUAGUGUAACAAAAGCCUUAAUAAUAGCAUCUUGGAAGACAGCAUUAUCAGGCAACACCAAUGAUGUCUGCAUUUAUAAUUUAGCAUCAGAUCUCAACAUACGAAUAGAAGAUAUGACAAAAUUGGGAAAUAGUUAUAUAAAAACAAAUCCAUCGGAAUUUUAUUUGUGGCCUCCAAAAGCGCAGUCUCAUAAUAGUUAUUAUGUAUACUAUUUUUUUGUUUUAUUGAAGAAUCUUUUGCCUGCCAUAAUAAUUGAUACUUUAUUGAUAUUAAGUAGACGACAGCCAAUGCUAUGGAAAUUAAAUAGGAAAAUAUUUAUUUCUAUGAGUUUCUUGGUCCCAUUUAUGAGUAAUAUAUGGUCAUUUAAAAUCGAAAACUACAUGGAAUUAAGAAAAAGUAUUUUACAGGAAGACAGUAAACAAUUUACUAUAGAACAUCUGGGUGAGAAAAUUUCUAGCAAAAAGCUUUAUGAGAAUUUGUUAAUAUAUUAUAAUGGAAUAAGAAAAUACUUUGCAAAAGAAGCACCUCCAACAGAAGCAAUGAUUAAAAAACAAGCUAGGUUGGUUCUUGUAGAAAAAUUAUGGAAGACGUUUUUAUUAGGUUUAGUUUUAUAUUAUGUGUUUUGUAAAAAUCGUUUAAUAUCUGUUUUAUCUAGUAAAAUUUAUACAUAUUUUGAAAAUCUAGAUGCAUGA